Molecule: messenger RNA, 2190 nt
Organism: Blastomyces dermatitidis ER-3
Lineage: Eukaryota; Fungi; Ascomycota; Eurotiomycetes; Onygenales; Ajellomycetaceae
Product: fungal specific transcription factor domain-containing protein
Exons: 4
Coding region: 1-2190 (729 amino acids)
Biological process (GO): regulation of DNA-templated transcription; DNA-templated transcription
Molecular function (GO): DNA-binding transcription factor activity, RNA polymerase II-specific; zinc ion binding; DNA binding
Source: RefSeq, a predicted model, not a curated record
AUGAUGAGUGCGCAGUCACAGAUGCCACCGGCGGUUCUAGGCAAAGCGGGCCACAGUCCAUCCCGGCUUCGUGCAGCGUCCGCAUGUUUGGCCUGUAACAUGAAAAAGAUUCGUUGCGUCUAUCCCGAACACAGUAAAGAAUGCCUGAACUGCUCCCGCAAUCGCUGGGAAUGCUCUCCUCGGGAACGGAAGCGAAAGCGGCGUGAGGUUACCACCACAAAGGUCAAAGAGGGUAGCCCUAUUGCGAAUGGGAGCCAUGACAUGUCUCAACCCUCGUCGCCAAAGCAGCCCGCUUGGGAUUCGAAAGUGACGGGCUGGAAUGCCUCUAGGCGUGUUAGCAUUAUCACUGGAGCUCCCCCGUCAGAAGCUGCAGAGCCUUCCCUAAGCCAAAUUCCUCCCAAUCCCGGUUUUUCUGCACCAACAACCAUCCUCCGUGAACCAGACAAAGCAACUCUUUACACGAACACAACGUCCAGCGUUCCUUUACCACAUGUACAUUCAUACGAUGAGAGCCCCAGCGCUUCAAGUUUUCUAGGCCGAUCAGAAUAUCUAGGCGGUGAGGUCCCCAUCAACGAAGACCAGGCAAAGUCUUACCCCGCAGUCGCGACGGAGAGUUUGACAGAGGAGGAUAUUCGUGUUUUGCAGCUACAGCACGCGUUUGACUUACCACCGCGGGCUGUUAGAGAGGGCCUAAUAGACACGUUCAUGAAGCGCUGUGCGCCGUGGAUGCCCAUUGUUGAGCGAAGCUGGCUAACUGAACGUUAUGGGAACCAACCGUCAUUGCUACUCCUGCAAGCGGUGUUCCUCGCGGGUAGCAGAGUGUCAUCUGCUCCAGCGGUGGCAGCGUAUGCUUCGCCAAACGAGUUCUACCGUCGGGCCAAGGCUUUGUUCUGGUCUGGCUAUGAAAAAAAUACGAUCACCGUCAUUACCGCCGUACUGGUAAUGCACUGGUAUAACCCUGAAGGGCCGGAACAUAUAUCUCUUAACACCAGCGGCUUCUGGAAUCGCAUUGGUGUCGGUCUGGCGUAUCAGAUUGGAUUGCAUAAGGAACCUCCUCCUGGACGGAAUGCAGCCCUUCGUCGACGAUUGUGGUGGACUUUAUACGCGAGAGAUUGUUUAAUCUCGGCAAGUCACGGAAGGCCUCGCGCUAUUAAUCCUGACGACUGCGACGUCAAAUCGCUUUCUAACGAAGACUUCUAUGGAUCAACUGCAGACGGCCCAAUGUUUAUUUCAUACGUAGAAUUGGCCUCGCUACUAGGCGAUCUAACUCAGUGCUGUUGCCGCACAUAUCUAUCACGCCAAAAACGUCAGUAUAUCGAAGGUGCGCUUUAUCGUUGGACUCGAGAACUCCCUGACCAUCUACAUCUCUUCCGGUAUGCAAGCUCAAACAAUGGCACCUCCCCAAAGUUAGUACCAGCACCGUACAGCUUCGAAGCACGCCAGCUACACGUUCUGUAUUUUAUAAUCCUCGCCAUUCUCUUUCGAUCAACUCCGCCUGCGAGCACACCCUCCCCAGCAGCAGUGCUCGCGUCAUCCUUCGUCGCAGGAAUUUUUGAGGAUUUCUUAGCUCGAGACGAAAUUUGCUUCCUAGGCCCUGUAUUUACCUUCUAUCUUUUGGCCUCAGGAGUUGGCCUUCUUUCUUGUUUCCGCUACCCCCGCCUGUGGGCCAAGGCUGAACAGGAUCUCCGCAUAAUAUACAAUUCUCAAAAAGAACUCUCAACAAGGUGGCCUUCUGCAAUCGGCGGUUUAAAUGCGCUACGGGGCAUGAAGGAGGAGGCAAGCAAAAACCAACGAUACGAGGAGACACAGCUGAUUGGGAGUCUCACCCCUGAGCAACUAACGUGCUUCAACGGCUUUCCAACGGAUUUGUGUCGGCUUGGAGAAGCCAUUUUGACACCCCACAUUCAAGACCUAUUGGAUCCACGAAGACUCGACGAUGACCAAUUCUCACGCAGCGCCUCUGAUAUGAUGACAGCCGGGAUUUUAGCAAAGUUGAAAACGCCAAUAAGUACUCUCGCAGCCCUGGACGGGUACCUACCCCUAGCCACCAUUCUUGAGCACCACCAGAUGCACAGCACAACCGGUGGGGAAACUACGGAUAUCACUGAUGAUAUCAUUUGUGGCCAAUACGCAGGGAUCGGCAACUGGCUGCUGAAAGAUUGGGACUGGAAUAGCGAUAUUGCUUGGUGA